Messenger RNA from Neohortaea acidophila, 2456 nucleotides. RefSeq lists its product as uncharacterized. The record is from RefSeq and is a predicted model, not a curated record. NCBI's taxonomy places the organism in Eukaryota, Fungi, Ascomycota, Dothideomycetes, Mycosphaerellales, Teratosphaeriaceae. The transcript has a single exon. Bases 435 to 2117 code for a protein of 560 amino acids.
GGCGGAAUGAUGUAAAUCGGGAGGCAAGAGCGAGCCGAGGUUCCUUCCUUCUGGGGUGCACUAUUCCGAUUUGGUAAGCUUCCCCGAAGCUCCAAGCCCAAGGUUUACGGGGCGACGGGGACUGGGGAAAUCACGGCGUCGGCGAGAGCGAGUCGGUGUCGCCGAUAGGGGUGUUCGACGGUAUGUCACAGACAGCAUCUCACCCCAGAAACCAUCAUGCAUCGUGAACAUGGGGACAAGCUGGACUUCAACGCAACGUGAACACACCCUAUAGAGCUAAACACGUGGGCUGGCGGCGUGGGCGACUUCAUCUCUCCGGACAGCCUCGCUCCAUCCUCCCUCAUCCCUUCUCACAGCCUCAUCCCUUACACACUUCCUUCCCUUUGUCUGCUUUUUUCUGAACCAUCACCUGAACAAGACUACAUAUUGCGGUAAUGGCGGAGCUCCUCGACCUCCCACCGGAGCUGAUCGUGCUGAUUAUCAACUGCAUGCACCCCUCGUGUCAUUUCAACUUUGCCCGGGCGAAUAAACUCUGCUUCCAACUGUCCACCGAUGUUCUUGCUCGCCAUGCAGUCUAUCACCAGCGCGCGCAGCCUUGGUCGGAUACUCUCCCUCUUACGCUCCCCAGGCUAUUUCACAUGGUCCUCAAGGACCCUGUCGCCGCCUAUUACGUCCACCACCUAGCAUUCUGGGGAUCGAGGACAUCUUGGGAUCUUUGGCAAGACUUGCCGUUGCGAGAUGAUCGGGCCCCUAAUCACACAUUACACGCGGCCAUGAAUACGUCGAACGCAGGUCCAGCCUGUCACAUCUUCAUCCCGCCGCACAUCCAUGCUUUCCGCCAGAUUCUGCGUCGAUGCCCCAACCUCUCGGAAGACCUUUGGAUACAGAAAUUGCUCGAAGGCGACGAGAGCCACUUCAAGGUGCUCCUGCUCGCUAUGCUUCCCCACCUCACGCACCUCUGGUUAGCCGCCCCCAUCCCAGCCCUCCGCCUCUUUCUAAACUCCUCCUUUCCCCCACACCCUCUCAGCCAUUUACGCAACGUGAGCAUCAGCAUACAAGACCUUAGGUAUCUGCUGCCAGCCCAGUGUUGUGGUUUCGAAACAAUUGCGGAUGUCUAUCUUCUUCCAGCUUUGGAGUCGUUGUACGUCUUGUACGACUAUGCUCCUGACCAAGCUCCUGACCCCGCCGACCCUGCUUGCAUACCCAUUGGGAAGUCCUCUGUCAAAACGCUUCUCUUGGACGGCACAGAGCCACCGUUCUCGGACCUGCUACAGAUGAUCGCCGGGGCGGCAGCCUUGCAUACCUACGUUGACAGCAUCGGGCCCGAGAACAUCUCUGGGUGCCUGGGCGCUUUGCAGCAGCACCACUCCGAUACUCUACAGAACUUAGAUUUGGGCAGCCAACGCGAUGAUUUAGAUUUCCUCCAGGAGCUCUACUCCGACAGCCCCAACCAAAAGAAUCUAACCGUCUUCCGAGACUUGAAGCAGGUCAAGCUGAAUGCUGUGGCAAUCUUGAAGCAGAUCACAAGGCUGCAGUACGACGGCGUCUACGACGGCACUUCCGAUCCGUUUCGCAUUUGGGUCGCCAGCAAGUACGGCCAGGGCUCCAGCCCACGCUUCCUCAAUUUCGCGUCCAUCCUCCCCGAGUCUAUCGAGAUUCUCACUUUCACCCCCAUGGAAGAUAAGUGGGCAAUUGGGGUGUGUGCAGCCGAUAUGUUGGAUGCCCUCGUGUCCGCCAAUCUGCAUGAUACAACCCUUCCAAACCUCUCCGCCAUCUUCUUCAACGAUCUCAUCGAAAUGCGUCAUUGGCGUUCCGCAGGCCUUCGCGAACAUUUGCCGAGGAGCUUUCCCGAGCUCGCACAAACAGCCUUCCUUCCCUGGUUCCAGAUGAGCAUCGCAGCCGGGGCGCAGCGGGGGAUCAAUGUCUACACGUCUAGCACCCACGACCCCGAAGAGAUAGAGCACAUCAGAAGGGGAAUGGGGAUGCCCAUGCCAUUGGCGGAGCACGACGUGAAGAAGUACGACGAUUUCGCCGACCUUCGCUCAUCGGCGCAGAAAGAGGCAAGCCAAAUGCAGGCACUCGCGACUGGUGGAACUCUGUACGAUGAUGACUUGUAAUAUGAUAUAUAUCUGGCCCACUACGAUUUCUGACAAUCGUGCAACCAUGUCCUCACCCCGUCCAUCCCGACUGCACCGCCUCUUUCAUCUGCAUUUUUGACUCUAUACGGUGGUUUUGGCGGGCGCAUCGGUGUUGCCGGUUUGGGGCUUGCUGUUGUCCUCCUUCUCGUUGGGCUUGGUGGCGGAGGCCUUGAAGGAUUGCUCGAAGUCGGCAAUGAUGUCGUCGAUGUGCUCGGUGCCGACGGAGAUUCGGAUGAGGUCCUGUGAGCAGCGUUAGUGGGCUGAUGGCCAGGGAGGUGCGAGAAGGAUAAACAUACCUCGGUGACACCACUGCUGAUG